AUUUCCCAAAGACAACCUCUGGAUUUGAUGCUGAGCACAAGCACUCAAGUUCUUUGGUCGACCAUGGCAAGGCCUGUUCUGAGUGGAACCUGUCCUGUUAAACCGCUGUAUGGUCUUGGCCACCGUGCUGCAGCUCAGUGUCAGGGUCUUGGCAAUCUUCUUAUAGCCUAGGCCAUCUUUAUGUAGAGCAACAAUUAUUUUUUAACUUUUAUUUAUUUAUACUUUUAUUUAUUUUUUUCCAUUUAGAUUUAUUUAUUUAUGCGUUCAUUUAUUUUUAUAUUUAUUUAUACAUUUCUCUUUUUACUCUUCCGUGUGCAACAUGCAAAUGAGGAGGCGGUCCUUGCGUAGCUCCAGUGCAUCAUUGGUUUGGAGCUCAUGUAUAAACAUCAGGUUAUACAAUUUUCCAGAAAUAGUGUACCAGAGAGUUCGGUUACCCUGUUUCCCCUUCAGCGCAUGUUGACGUAUGUGACACACACACACACACACACAUAUUUCUGCAGGUUUGGUCCUCCAUAGAACGUAACAUGUUCAUGCAAGUGUGUCACUCUGCGUUAACUAUAUUGGCCCUAAUGGGGCACAACUACGCAUUUAUCUCUUUAUUUUCUUUUCUACAAAAUAAGAUUUAAUUAUAUCGUUAUUGUUUAAUUAGACAUAAUUACAAGAGACUUUUGUUGGCAAACUGCCAACCUUUAGCAUAUGGCCGUCACAGAAACCAGUGUGCGCGUAUAUAGGAGGUUUGUCGGUAACCGCCAUAGCUUCCCCGAUAUGAUUUACGACCUGCCUUCCGGAAAAACCUAAGAAAACUCAACUCGGAAUUUCUAAUUGGAAACUCGGGGUCGUCUUCUCAACUCCGAGUUCAACAAAUGACGUAAAAUCAACAGGGCCGGCGCAGCAGUAAACAAACUCGGAUGCACGGAGAUCGAAAAUGACGUCGUGCCAUGCUCCGACUUCCCACUUCCGAGGCAGCAGGAGGCCGGUGUAUGAAGUUGUGGUUGGAGUUUUAUCUGCCAGGCACCACCAUGAUCUGAGGGAGGCCAUAAGAGGCACAUGGAUGGGGUACGUCAAAGACCACCCUGACUUCCAGAAUCGGGUGCUGGUGAAAUUUAUCAUUGGUAAACAUGGUUGUGCAAUACCUGAAGAAGAUCGAGAAGACCCAUAUUCCUGUAUCCAACUUAACCUCACAGAUCCAGUGGCCAUGCAGGAUGUGACCAUCCUAAGUAAGCCUGAUGCUUUGGUGCCAUCUGAUGUCUCAGCCAUAUGUUUGGAUUUUAAGGUGCUCCACCCUGUAGUGAUCACGCAACUGGGUGUGUUUCCCAGUGGCCCACAGAAAGAUUUCAGGGGAAGUGUCACAGUAAAGUUAUUUCCAGUGGACCAAAAGGAGCCUAUUGUGACUACUCAUCUUACUGCCCUGAGUCCAGGUGUCUAUGCAGAGGGAAUCUGGUAUAAAUCUGUGGAACAGUUCGUUUUGCCCAAGGGUUUCGAGGGUAAUCUGUUAUGGGAGAGCCAGGAUCCGGCAGGCUUGAUGACUAUCAAUGUGUCCAAAGUUCAGCUCAACACUGGUGGAGGAGUGAUCAAGUUAGGACCAAUAGAAGAGGGCACCCUGCCUCACAGAAACGCACGUGGUUUUCCUGGACUAGCUGGAGGAUUCAUUUUCUCUGUUUAUGAUGUGGAGGGAUUGAAGGCACAGCUGCGUGGCCGUGCAGACAGACAGCAGGCUCACGAGACCAGGCUGAGAGAGGAAGAAAAAGCCCUGCAGGAGGAGAGUCACACAUAUGGGGAUAUUAUUUUUGUUGACGUUGUGGAUACGUACAGGACCGUGCCUUAUAAACUGCUGUACUUUUACAAAUGGGCGGUGAGGAAUGCUGACUUCAGUCUGCUCCUGAAGACUGAUGAUGAUUGCUAUAUCAACGUGGAUGAAGUGUUAAUGAACAUUGACUACAAGAGCCUGAUGCGCAGCAAUCUGUGGUGGGGAAAUUUUCGCCAGAGCUGGGCUGUGGAUCGUGUAGGGAAGUGGCAGGAAUUGGAGUACACUAGUCCUGUGUAUCCAGCCUUUGCCUGUGGUUCUGGGUAUGUGGUUUCCAGAGACUUAGUGGAGUGGCUGGCCAGCAAUGCAGAGAAGCUCAAAGUUUACCAGGGAGAGGAUGUGAGCAUGGGAAUAUGGAUGGCUGCAGUAGGGCCUCAAAAAUAUCAGGAUGCAGGCUGGCUGUGUGAGAAAGAGUGCUAUGUGGACAUGUUGUCGUCACCACAACAUACAGUGAAGGAACUACGCUUUCUCUGGGAUCAGAAAAGAGUUUGUGGGGAUCCAUGUGGCUGUUCUUAGCAUCACAACUGAAUCCUCCAUUAUCCUCCUGCACACUUUAUAAAACAAACUAACUGUGUUACUUUAAAAAGUUUGUAACAGUUUAUUUUAAGGACCUUCAUAACUCAUUUAUAUGUAAUGCAUAUUAUUUUAAUAAAACAGUCUUGGAGAGUUUA
Messenger RNA from Ictalurus furcatus (blue catfish), 2475 nucleotides. It is a transcript of the gene b3galnt2, whose product is annotated as beta-1,3-N-acetylgalactosaminyltransferase 2. Gene Ontology annotation, molecular function: hexosyltransferase activity. The transcript is spliced from 13 exons. The record is from RefSeq and is a predicted model, not a curated record. Gene Ontology annotation, cellular component: membrane. Bases 926 to 2320 code for a protein of 464 amino acids. NCBI's taxonomy places the organism in Eukaryota, Metazoa, Chordata, Actinopteri, Siluriformes, Ictaluridae.